AUGGACGACGCGAUGCUGGAAGAGCUGAUGGACAGGAGCUUCUUCGAGGACGCGACUCCCCGGGAGAGGUUUCCGAAGAGAAUAGUUGGCUUCUCCGAUACGGUACUCUGCAAGGGUUUGAACAACAGAUACGUUGUUUUACAAGUACAGGAAAAUGGGGAACUUGAGAAACGGCUGACAAUUGCAGCUUCCACUCCGUUUGAUGAUUCAGAGACAGAGCUGUGUAUCCUAAGAGAUGACUGGACAUCUGUUCCAGUACAGCCUGGAGAUAUUGUUCACUUGGAAGGAGAGUGUAACUCUGGAAUCUGGAUAAUAGAUGCUGAUGCAGGAUACGUAAUUCUCUAUCCAGACAUACUGCUUUCUGGCACUACUGUAUCAAAUAGCAUUCGGUGUAUGAGAAAAGCUAUACUGAGUGAAAAGUUCAGGAGGUGUGAGUCUACUUCACGUCAAAUGCUAAUAGGUACAAUCCUACACGAAAUCUUUCAGAAAGCAGGAACAAAUUUCACCCAGGAGAAGCUGCAAGAAAUUGCAACCUUAGUUAUUCAUGGACCAAAAUAUCUAAAAGAGAUGUACCAGUUAAAUAUGAAACAAAGUGAUAUCAUUCAAGAGAUAGAGGAAUACUUUCCCUCGUUUAUUAAAUGGGCAGAAGACUUCAUGUACAAGCACCACCAGCCUAACCGAUGUAACAUGCAACUCAAACUGCCAAGAGAUAACAAAGAAGACCGUGUUUGCAGUGUCAGAGUUACAGAAAUCCUGGAUGUUGAAGAGAACAUUUGGUGUCCCAGGUUUGGUUUAAAGGGCAAGAUUGAUGUUACGGCUGGUGUAACCAUUCAUCGCAGGUCUAGAACUGAAUCCAGGAUAAUGCCACUGGAGCUUAAAAGUGGCAAAGAAUCCAACUCCAUAGAGCACAGAAGUCAGGUAGUUUUGUACUCGCUUUUAUGCCAGGGAAGGAGAACGGAUCCUGAAGCUGGACUCCUCCUUUAUCUUAAAACUGGUAAUAUGUUUCCUGUACCUGGAAAUCGUAUGGAUAGAAGAGAACUUAUUAAACUGAGAAACCAGUUAGCCUUCUAUUUGCUUCACACCACAUGUACAUCUGACGUGGGAAAGCAGCAGACCCAGCUUGCAUCUUUGCCUCCAAUGAUUAUCGACAGCCAGGCAUGUAGUUUCUGUUCCCAGAAACAGAAUUGUGCUCUCUAUAGCAGGGCUGUAGAGCAGCAGUUAAGUGAUGUAAUUCCUCUUGAUAUGGUGGCUGCUAUUGAGAAGGAGACCCAGCAUCUUAAGCCCUUACACUUGGAGUACUUCUGCCUCUGGUACCUGAUGCUAACUUUGGAGAGUCAAUGCAAGGAGGAAAAGAAGGGGCGGAGAAACAUAUGGAUAAUGACUGCUGCAGAAAGAGAGAAACAGGGGGAUUGCAUUGGAAAUAUGAGCAGAAUUGAGGGUGUACAGGAGGUAUCCGACGGACAGUAUCUACACUGGUUCCAGCGUAAAAAUCCCAUGCCUGUGACAACCCUGAUGGUAGGAGACAGGAUUGUUGUGAGUGGUGAAGAUAGCACUUUACUUGGCUUGUCUACUGGCUACGUUCAAGAGAUCAACAGAACCAGAAUCUCCUGUUUAUUGGAUAGAAACUUGUCAAAUCUUGCCAAGGACAUUAUAUUUAGGUUAGACCAUGAAGAGGGAGCAUUUGGCGCAGAUGCCCCCUUAGCAAACCUUUCUAAAUUGAUGGAAAAUUCUCCUGUCAGUGAAAAGCUUCGUAAUUUGAUAAUAGAAUUUCACAAACCGCAGUUCAUCCAGCACUUGAGCGCCGUCCUUCCUUUUGAAGCAAAGGAGACAGUAGCAAACAUUCUGAAAGGUCUGAAUAAACCUCAGAAACAAGCAAUGAAACAAGUCCUGCUUUCAAAGGAUUACACGCUCAUAGUUGGGAUGCCUGGAACUGGGAAGACCACUACCAUAUGUGCUCUGGUCCGCAUUCUUUAUGCUUGCGGUUUCAGCGUUCUCUUAACCAGCUUUACUCACACUGCAGUCGACAAUAUCCUUCUGAAGCUUGUAAAGUUCAAAGUAGGCUUUUUGCGGCUGGGGAGAACUCAGAAAAUUCAUCCAGACAUACGGAAGUUUACUGAAGAAGAAAUCUGCAGAUCUGGGUCUAUUAAAACUGUAGCCCAGUUGGAGAAGUUGUAUGAUAGUCAACCAAUAGUCGCAACAACUUGCAUGGGAAUAAACCAUCCAAUAUUUACUCGGAAGCGGUUUGACUUUUGCAUAGUGGAUGAAGCUUCGCAGAUUAGUCAGCCAGUCUGCCUGGGUCCACUCUUCUGUUCGCUAAGAUUUGUGCUGGUGGGCGACCAUCAGCAACUACCCCCGCUCGUGCAGAAUGCAGAAGCAAGGGAUCUUGGCAUGAGUGAAAGCUUAUUCAAGAGACUGGAACAAAACAAGAAUGCUGUUGUGCAGCUAAAUGUACAGUACCGAAUGAACAGUAAAAUUAUGUCGCUGAGUAACAAGUUGGUGUAUGAUGGCAAACUGGAAUGUGGCUCUGAGAGGGUGUCCAAAGCUGUGGCAGAUUUACCAAAUUUAAAAGAGCUGAAAUUGAAGCAGGAGUAUUCCUCUGAGACGUGGCUCAAGGAAACGCUGGAUCCGAACAACCCUGUUUGUUUUCUUAACACGGAGAAGGUUCCAGCACCAGAGCAUUCCGAAAAAGGUGGCAUAAGUAAUAUGACAGAGGCCAAAUUAGUGCUCUUUCUGACAUCGAUGUUUAUCAAGGCUGGCUGCAAGCCAUCAGAUAUUGGGGUCAUAUCUCCAUACAGACAUCAGUUAAAGAUAAUCACAGACCUCAUGACAAGUUCAUACAUCAGUAAGGUUGAAGUAAAUACUGUGGACAAGUACCAAGGAAGAGAUAAAAGUAUCAUCAUUGUCUCUUUUGUAAGGAAUAAUAAUGAUGGAAAUGUUGGAGAACUUCUGAAGGACUGGAGACGUCUUAAUGUUGCUAUUACAAGAGCCAAACACAAAUUAAUCAUGCUGGGUUGUGUGCCAUCCUUAUGCCACUAUCCUCCUCUAAAGAAGUUACUCUGCCAUUUGAAGAGUGAAGCUAUGAUAUCCUUUAUAUAUAUAUAUAUCUGUGAAAGAUCCCACAGCAGUUGA
Messenger RNA from Euleptes europaea (tarantolino), 3129 nucleotides. It is a transcript of the gene DNA2, whose product is annotated as DNA replication helicase/nuclease 2. The record is from RefSeq and is a predicted model, not a curated record. Gene Ontology annotation, biological process: replication fork reversal. NCBI's taxonomy places the organism in Eukaryota, Metazoa, Chordata, Lepidosauria, Squamata, Sphaerodactylidae. The transcript has 21 exons. Gene Ontology annotation, molecular function: single-stranded DNA helicase activity; 5'-flap endonuclease activity. Gene Ontology annotation, cellular component: cytoplasm. The coding region runs from base 1 to 3129 and encodes 1042 amino acids.